Coregonus clupeaformis (lake whitefish) is the source of this 4411-nucleotide messenger RNA. Its product is annotated as zinc finger and BTB domain-containing protein 37-like. Bases 493 to 2091 code for a protein of 532 amino acids. Gene Ontology annotation, biological process: regulation of transcription by RNA polymerase II. The record is from RefSeq and is a predicted model, not a curated record. NCBI's taxonomy places the organism in Eukaryota, Metazoa, Chordata, Actinopteri, Salmoniformes, Salmonidae. The transcript is spliced from 4 exons. Gene Ontology annotation, molecular function: DNA-binding transcription factor activity, RNA polymerase II-specific; protein binding; RNA polymerase II cis-regulatory region sequence-specific DNA binding.
AACGUGCACAUAGACACAUUAAAUAUGGAACAGUACCGCAGUUGUAUCACGACGGUUCAUUAUGACAUAGAAGUUGUACGGUGUUCUGUCUUUCUCCGUUUUUGUUGUUAGCUAUAUGGACGUUGAACUAGCUGGCUAACGUUAGCCACCUCCCUGUCGCGAGCAACGCUGGGGUAUAUUCUUCGUUUAGGCUUCUGCUCAUCACCGUACUGCAGUAUGUUACAGUGGCCAAAAAGAGCGCCAGGGCUCGGUUAUAGUAUUUGAGCGUUACCGCUGUGCAAGAACAACGUCAGCUCACACCAUUUGUCAACAAUGCACAAGCCAUUGCAAGCUAUAAUUAAUGCCAUAUUCUAUGCAAGUUAGCCAGCCAGAUAGCUUAGACAGUAGUUAAUAUGAUGGUGCAGUACAUAAAUUAAUUGCAACAUUUCAGUGCCCGUGGUACAGUGCUGCUGGUUAAUUUCCGAAAAGCCAUAAGGGAUCAUACAAGGCAGCAUGGAGCGAGCAGGCAGCAUCCAACUGGACAUCCCUGACUUCAGCAACUCUGUGCUGUCCCACCUGAACCAGCUGCGUAUGCAGGGGCGGCUGUGCGACAUUGUGGUGAACGUGCAGGGCCAGAGCUUCCGUGCUCACAAGGUGGUGCUGGCUGCCAGCUCCCCUUACUUCCGAGACCACAUGUCGCUGAGCCAGAUGAGCACCGUAUCCCUGUCAGUCAUCCGCAACCCCUCAGUGUUUGAGCAGCUCCUCUCCUUCUGCUACACUGGGAGGCUGUGCCUGCAGCUGGCUGACAUCAUCAGCUAUCUGACGGCCGCCAGCUUCCUGCAGAUGCAGCACAUCAUCGACCGAUGCACGCAGAUACUGGAGGGCAUCCAUCUGAAGAUCAGUCUGGCGGAUGUGGAGGAGGAGCUGGGGGCCGUAGGGGGCCAUAGGGGGGCUGGGAGCUUGGAGGCCAGAAGAGGAGGCGGGGGAUUAGGAACAUCAGGGGGCUCGCGCUCCCUCAGCCCGCGCCACAGCAGCCCCAGGGUUCUGGGGCCUCGAGGAAGCAGUGCUGGAGGGGCCUUGGAUAUCCGGGAGGUGGGAAGCCCAGCGGGGGAGUCCAUGAGCCCCCAGAUGGUGGAGCACAGCGGGUUGGGCCCAGGGGGGCUGACUGGGGGGGUGGGAGUGGGCAACAGGCUGGGGAAGGAGCCCAUACUGCGCAUCAAUCGGGCUGGCCAGUGGUACGUGGAGGCCGAGUCGGAGAGAGGGAGUGGUGGUGAAGAGGGGGAGUCCGUGCGUGUGGUGGACGGGUUGAGGAUAAAGACUGAGAGGAUGGAGGAGUGGAUUGGGGCCGAUAACCAGGAGGAAGGGAGCGGGGCGGAGGAGGGAGUAGCCAUGAUGAUCGACACGUCCGGGCGCAGCUCGUUGGUGCAGGAGGGUUUUGUCACGGGGGCCAAAAGCUCUCAGCCCUCCAGCAGCUUCAGUGAGACAGAGAGGUUUAGUCCUACUGGCAGUGUGGUGGUGAUGGCCGAGAGACAGAGAGCCAAGAGUGAGUCACCCAGCAGAGCGGACAACCAGCGCCACACCAGCUCACAGGGGGAGGAGCAGGCCGUGUUCGACAUGGGUGGUUACGAGGAGUACCUGCGUGAACAGGUAGGUGACCGCUGGUUCCGCUACAACCCUCGGCUCACCUGCAUCUACUGCUGCAAGUCCUUCAACCAGAAGGGCAGCCUGGACCGCCACAUGCGGCUGCACAUGGGCAUCACACCUUUCGUUUGUCGCAUCUGCGGCAAGAAGUACACCCGCAAGGACCAGCUGGAGUACCACAUUCGCAAGCACACAGGAAACAAGCCCUUCCAUUGCCACGUCUGCGGCAAAAGCUUCCCCUUCCAGGCCAUCCUCAACCAGCACUUCCGCAAGAACCACCCGGGCUGUGCCCCUCAGGAGGUGGCCCACAGCGCCUCCCCAGAGACCACCACUGUCUCCUCCCGGGGGGCCCAGAAUGAGGAGGGGUCGCCCAGCCAGGAGGAGCCAGAGGGGGGUAGCAGCGGAGGUGGAGGUGGGGCCUCUUUUGGAGAGGGUGCCCAGGCCUCGGUCUCCACCACUGGGCCUGAUUGACCCAGUGGACCAGGGAGGGAGAUGGUUGGGGUAUGGGAGGAAGGUAUAGGUUUUGGGGGGGCAAUUAGGCUGUCAUUUUGUACUCUCCUUCCAGGGGAGGAAAGAAAAUAUAUCUUGAAGUUGCUUCAAAGGAAUGGCUGAAAAGGGAGUAGGUGAUUUCAGAGGGUUUCAAGUCCAUCCAGGGUGUUAUUUUUAUAAGCAUUUUUCAAAUCCUUUCAACUGAACAGCAGGGACUGGAGUUCCAGAAUGAUGCAAAAGAGUAGUUUGAUAGGGCACUUUGUAUUAUAUAGUUAUUUAUAAGUGAUAUUUCCGCUUUAAACCACAUCUACCUUCACAAUACAAACUGAACAGAUAAAGCUAACACGAAGAAAUGCCACACACUCCAAAAACCUCAUACAACACUGAAUGCCGUGGUCUUUAUUUGACUUGUCUAUUUUCCCAUGUUACAGUUUUAUACUUUUGUAUUACCUAUUUACAGGUUCAGAAUGCAGAAAAAUAACAGGUUGAACUGGUCACAGUUUGGUCAUAUUGUAUUAAUAUUGCCAAAACACUGUGCCAGUAGAAUAACUACAUACAUACUCUCCAUGUUUUCCUUUUGCCUUGAGACAAUCUUGAGCAGUUGGGGGUCAAUAAUAGAUAAUCAGACUCCUCUUCAUAUAUGCUCAUUUUAAGUGCCAGAAUGGCUUAAGAAAUGCAAUUGCACAUGAAAAGUAGAUAUGGCCCAGUGAACCAAAAACGGUUAAUUUGCUAGUAAUAAGUACAAUGAUGAAAAUAACACAACCUUCUUGACAGAUGUCCGUCUUAUGACGAUUUUAUGUCAAGGGUCAACAUGGCUAAAUGCUUUCAAAAGUGUACCAUUAUUUAAUCUACAACAAUUUUACAGAUGUAUUGUUAAGAUAUUGACAAAUGUAAAAGAGGCCUUUUUAAAAGAGGACUCUUAAUCUAUCUGUAUUUUACCCGCUAAAACCUCAUAUCUCUACAUUCUUCAACUAGCACAGGAAACUCAAUGGUCUUUAACCUCAGAUAAGCUACAAUAAAACUCAGUUACCUCUCACACAUCACUACGCAAUACAGCUCUACUCCAAGCAGAUUGGUCGAUGCACUCAGCAGAAUUUACAGUAUGUAAUUGUUUUCUCAUUUUUCUAUGUUGUGGUUAAUGUUAACUACUUUUUUUAUAAGUGACAUAUUUUUCGCAUAGGCACGUGUCUUCGGAACAUUUUUAUCUAACUCUGACAAUGUAUCUAGAGGAUGUAAGAGACGAGACAAGUUUGUAAUGGAGGACACUCGUAUCCCUAUUAGGGGAGUCCUAAGGAGGAGCAGGAAGGGAGACAAAUAAGACUGUACUGUAGUACCACCCACGAGAAAGCAGGAGUUCACUGACUGCCAUGGAUGGCCCAUCACCAGAGGAUAGACACUCAGCCUGCAUGCUUGCUACAGUAGAGUGUGCUCCAUUGGAAAUCAGUAAGAAGAGGAGGCAUCCGGGCAACCAAUGGAAUUGAGAGGACAAGCCAAGGAACUUAUUUCCCUCCCUUGCAUGGAGGCCAAAAUAACUAUGCCAAGCACUUAAAGGAGGGGUUCGAAAGGAUAGCAUUUUUAAAGAAUUAUGUAAAAGGUAUAUAUCGCAUAUGCAUAUUUAAAAACAUUUGUUAUAUAAGAGUAAAGAUAACCUAAACAACUUGCUAAGAUGUUGAACACAGAUAUAAUGGUAGCAUAGUGGAUUGGCUGUUUGUUAUUUUUUUCCCUUUUAGUUUUACAGAGCUGUGAAUCAUUUGUGGGUGUGACAGGAGUUUUUAUGAAUGGGUGUAUGCAAGUGAAAAACAGCUACUGAUUUGUCCACUGGUUUUUUCUUAUCCGAAUUGAGAAUACAUUACACAUCACCACAGUACACCUCGGUCUAGAUUCGUCAGACAAAAACAGGUCAACAUUUGUUACAACAAAUAUCAGGUAUUUUUGUUUACUGUUUUUAAGUUUACUCUCUUUGUAAGUUACAUUUAAGAUUAUGGAGUAAAAACAUGCUUGGGCUAACUGCAGUGAUAUCUUAAAGCAAGCUUAAUUUAGCAAGUGCGCAAAGCUUAAAUAUACAUGUAUUAAUAAAACAUUUUGUGUAAAUGAAAAUGCCAUUAUGGCAGUAGCAAUUCAGCUAUUAUCUUACAUUGAAACUAGGGAUGCACAAAUGUGGAAAUGAUGCCGGUCGCUUAGGGCCCCAGCCGCUAGAGUUUUUAGGAACUCAGCUGGGGUCUCAAUUUACAAUUUCGAAAUUUGGUUGUGCAUCAGCAGUUUUUCCUCUUAUGUCAGUCACUGACUCACUCAAUUAGCCCAU